Athene cunicularia (burrowing owl) is the source of this 1400-nucleotide messenger RNA. RefSeq names its product serine and arginine rich splicing factor 3 (gene SRSF3). The coding region runs from base 107 to 601 and encodes 164 amino acids. The transcript is spliced from 6 exons. The record is from RefSeq and is a predicted model, not a curated record. Gene Ontology annotation, biological process: mRNA splicing, via spliceosome. Gene Ontology annotation, molecular function: RNA binding. Lineage: Eukaryota; Metazoa; Chordata; Aves; Strigiformes; Strigidae. Gene Ontology annotation, cellular component: nuclear speck.
CCAUUUUGUCCAGUGAAGAAAAGCGGAGCGGGAGUCUCGUUGAGGGUCGAGUCGGCUACGAAUUUAGCGCGGGCUCCCUUCGCGCGCCCUCCCUCUUAGCAUCGCAAUGCAUCGCGACUCUUGUCCGCUGGACUGCAAGGUUUAUGUGGGUAACCUUGGAAACAAUGGCAACAAAACUGAAUUAGAGCGAGCUUUUGGCUACUACGGACCACUGCGCAGCGUAUGGGUGGCAAGAAAUCCUCCUGGUUUUGCCUUUGUGGAAUUUGAAGAUCCACGAGAUGCAGCUGAUGCAGUAAGAGAACUAGAUGGAAGAACCCUCUGUGGGUGUCGUGUCAGAGUGGAGCUCUCCAAUGGUGAGAAACGGAGUCGGAACCGUGGGCCACCUCCAUCCUGGGGCAGGCGUCCUCGAGAUGACUAUCGCAGAAGAAGUCCUCCUCCUCGUCGCAGAUCACCACGAAGGAGAAGCUUUUCUCGCAGCCGCAGCAGGUCCCUCUCCAGAGACAGAAGAAGAGAGAGAUCACUCUCACGGGAGAGGAAUCACAAGCCUUCUCGUUCCUUCUCCAGGUCUCGCAGUCGCUCCAGGUCAAAUGAGAGGAAAUAAGACUGUGAGCAGGAGCUGUGUACAGGAACUCAUUAGAUCUGAGGACAGGAGGAGUAUGUACAGAACAUUGUUUUGUUUUGAAACUUCAUAAAGCUUGGUGCAUUUUUAAAAUGUUUUAGCUGUUGAACUUGCUUUGUUCCUUGUAUCUUGUAACAGGUGGCAAAUGUAAAGAUGUGAAUCUGUAUAUGGUUCUGAGCAGAUCAUAUGAUUUGUAAUAUUAAUCACUUCACAAUGUACCGUUACGCACGGUUGUUUGUUUGUGUUGAAUGGGAAGCAGUUUGUCUUGCUUAGGUAGAAGAGUGCGUCUGGUCUUGACCCGCUGGGCUCUGUUUUGCUGGGACUCUGUGCAGUGGGGACGUGGUCACUGUGGAAGCGUCGGUCUGUGCCGAGUGGGGUGCAGAAACAGCCAGGAACGCCGAGGGUGGCCUGGGAAAGGGAAUGGCUGAGCUGCAGUGGCAUCCCGAGCUCUAGUUCUGACUUCCAUUACCUGGAACCGAGCUACUUUAUAUUACAUGGAAUAUAAAUUUUUAGCCGUGUGGUCAGUUAAUUUUGUACUUCAUGUGACUAGAGUACUAAUUAAAUAGGUGAUUGUUGGUGACCAUCUAUUCCAGAACCUCUGAAUAGACCAAAUACACAGCAGAACUGACAGCUGGAGUGGGUGGGUUGAGUGUGUAAUGGUACAUUGUAAAAGUUAGGAAUUAAACAUUUCUUUACUGUACAAGAAUUUUCAUGUCACUUGUAAAAUGUCUUUUGUGAGAUCCUUGGGAUUAAAGUUUUGGUUACAACUUGUUGUUCAGUA